AUGCAGCCGCGCAUCGGGCCAGCGCUGCCCCAGCCGGCGGUGGACGACGAGCCCCUCGCCGGUCCUGCUGCGCCCGUCAACCCGCGCGAGUACGGCAAGGCACUGCUCCCUGGCGAGGGCUCUGCCAUGGCUGCGUAUGCCGCCGAAGGCAAGCGCAUCCCGCGCCGCGGUGAGAUUGGCCUCGACUCGGAGCAGAUUGAGAAGUUCGAGAAGAGCGGAUACGUCAUGAGCGGCUCGCGCCACCGUCGCAUGAACGCCGUGCGUGUCAGAAAGGAGAACCAGGUGAUCAGCGCGGAGGAGCACCGCGGCAUCCUCAAGCUGCAAGCCGAGGCCAAGGCGAAGAAGGAGAAGGCAAUCGUCGAGCAGUUCCGCGAGAUGGUCGACCAGAUGGGCGGUGGCUCAGGCUCGCACUGA
Messenger RNA from Tilletiopsis washingtonensis, 414 nucleotides. RefSeq names its product DUF926-domain-containing protein. Gene Ontology annotation, cellular component: nucleus. Gene Ontology annotation, biological process: regulation of gene expression. Gene Ontology annotation, molecular function: chromatin binding. The record is from RefSeq and is a predicted model, not a curated record. Lineage: Eukaryota; Fungi; Basidiomycota; Exobasidiomycetes; Entylomatales. The transcript is spliced from 2 exons. The coding region runs from base 1 to 414 and encodes 137 amino acids.